Molecule: messenger RNA, 1095 nt
Organism: Mesocestoides corti
Lineage: Eukaryota; Metazoa; Platyhelminthes; Cestoda; Cyclophyllidea; Mesocestoididae
Source: the annotation of a GenBank genome assembly
AUGUACAGAGGACCAAAGUUUGUACAUGCGUCAGGGGAUCUGCCACCAGACAAUGCGCCAGCAAACUGCCCCGGACCUAAGAGCGCAACUGCUGGCAGUGCAAGUUCAUGCGCUGGCUGCCCAAACCAGGCCUUGUGCGCUAGUGGUGUUGCCAAUUUGCCACUAGAACAACGCGAACCUGAAGUCGUCGCUGAACUGCGCAGACGUCUUGGUCGUGUUAAACGCUGCCUUUUCGUGCUCUCAGGCAAAGGCGGUGUUGGAAAGAGUUCCGUGUCCGUUUGCCUGGCCCGAGCACUCUCCCAACGCAACAACUGUUCUGAACAAGUUGGACUUUUGGAUUUAGAUCUGUGUGGCCCAUCCGUGCCUUGCUUUAUGGGCUGUUUGGAUGCUGAGGUACAUCAAAGCGCCACAGGGUGGUCACCAGUUUUCGUGACCGACAACUUGGCUUUAAUGUCGCUCGGCUUUUUGACUACGCCCGACCAAGCGAUUAUAUGGCGAGGACCGAGAAAAAAUGCCUUCAUUCGUGAUCUUCUCCUUAAAGUUGCGUGGACUGACGACGAUCCAGACGCGCCUCCUCUCGAUUACUUGAUUAUUGACACCCCACCGGGCACAUCAGAUGAGCACUUAUCGGCUGUGCCUUACGUCAGAGCGGCUGGUUGCCCAACUGCCGCCUUGAUUGUCACAACUCCGCAAGAAUUAGCUCUAAGCGAUGUUAGAAAGUCUGUGUUCGAUUUUGUGAUUCCGACUGAGCUUUCUAAUUCACAGGAAAUAAACUUUUGCCAGAAGAUUGGCUUACCGAUUCUCGGGGUUGUAGAGAACAUGAGCUCAUUCGACUGCCCCAAAUGCGGUGUCUCGAGUAACCUCUUCCCUAAAACGACGGGUGGAGCUGAUUCCUUGCAAGGCAGCGAAGUUAUCGGCCGUAUUCCGUUCGAUCCUCGGCUCACUCGAUGCCUCGAUGAGGGACGGUGCCCCUUCGAAGAAGCGGCGUCUAAUCAACCAGAUAAUUCCUGUAUCCACAGUGGAUUGCCUGUCAUAAACGCGUUUGAAUCAUUAAUCUCUUCAAUCGACGAAAAAUUUUUACAACUCAAGUCCUAG